Molecule: messenger RNA, 285 nt
Organism: Entamoeba dispar SAW760
Lineage: Eukaryota; Evosea; Mastigamoebida; Endamoebidae
Product: RING-box protein pip1, putative
Exons: 2
Coding region: 1-285 (94 amino acids)
Biological process (GO): ubiquitin-dependent protein catabolic process; protein ubiquitination
Cellular component (GO): nucleus; cullin-RING ubiquitin ligase complex
Molecular function (GO): zinc ion binding; ubiquitin protein ligase activity; cullin family protein binding
Source: RefSeq, a predicted model, not a curated record
AUGUCUGCACAACAACCACCUAAAUUCGAAAUAAAGAAAUGGAACGCUGUUGCUUUGUGGUCGUGGGAUCUUCAAGUAGAUACUUGUGCUAUUUGCAGAAAUAGUCUUAUGGAAUUAUGUCUAGAAUGUCAAGGAAAUACAGGUUCAACAACUGAAGAAUGUACUGUUUCAUGGGGAACUUGUAAUCACGCAUUCCAUACUCAUUGCAUUUCUUCAUGGUUAAGACAACGUGCUGUCUGUCCUCUUGAUCUCAAGCAAUGGGAAUAUGCUCGUAUUGGUAAGUAA